Molecule: messenger RNA, 873 nt
Organism: Geosmithia morbida
Lineage: Eukaryota; Fungi; Ascomycota; Sordariomycetes; Hypocreales; Bionectriaceae
Product: Endonuclease/Exonuclease/phosphatase family
Exons: 3
Coding region: 1-873 (290 amino acids)
Cellular component (GO): cytoplasm
Molecular function (GO): sphingomyelin phosphodiesterase activity
Source: RefSeq, a predicted model, not a curated record
AUGGCCAUUCUUCGCUACCUCCCCGCCGCCUCGUUACUGGCCGGCAUCGCCCGGGCCUCAUCGGGCACAUUUGACUUUCUGACCCUCAACGUGGCCGGCCUGCCCGAGAUCCUCAACAGCAACGAGGUACCCGGCGACAAGGAGGACAACGCCGGCUACAUCGGCACGCACCUGGCCGAGGGCGGCUUCGACGUAGUCCACAUGCAGGAGGACUUCAACUACCACGCCUACAUCUACAGGACGGACAACCACACAUACCGUACCGCCACGUCCGGAGGCGUCCCGUUCGGCUCGGGGCUCAACACGGUCGCCAACUACGGCUGGUCCAGCUUCGAGCGCAUCAAGUGGGACAAGUGCGACAUCGACGAGGGCGACUGCCUGACCCCCAAGGGCUUCACCUUUAUGCGCAUGCAGAUCGAGGACAUCGAGAUUGACUUCUACAACCUCCAUGCCGAUGCUGGCUCCGAGAAUGGCGAUGCCGAGGCUCGCUCCGCCGGUGUCGACCAGGUCUUGGAUUACAUCGAGGCCAACUCGGCCGAUCGCGCCGUCAUCAUCGGCGGAGACACAAACGACCGCUGGACAAACGCUGCCCGCAGCAUCGACAAGUACACCGACGCCGGCUUCGAGGACGUCUGGGUCCAGCUCAUCAACAACGGCGUGUACCCUACGGCCGGUGCUGCCGCCGAUCCAUGCGGUACCCCCGCCGCCAGCAACACCUGCGAGGUUGUCGACAAGAUCUUCUUCCGCUCCGGAGGCGGUGUCACCGUCGAUGCCACUUCCUUCACCUAUGCCUCGUCCACCUUUGUCCAACCUGACGGUAACAUCUUGUCUGACCACAACCCACUCCUCGUCAACUUCGCCUGGACGUCGUAG